Molecule: messenger RNA, 231 nt
Organism: Spirodela intermedia
Lineage: Eukaryota; Viridiplantae; Streptophyta; Magnoliopsida; Alismatales; Araceae
Source: the annotation of a GenBank genome assembly
AUGCCAAUAUUGACACCACCCUUCCCUAUAUUGAUACCAACACCGACACCCGCCCCUCCUCCGGCACUCACACCGCCGCCUUUACUGGUCCCUCCGCCGCCGCCAAUUCCCCCACCAAUGCCGAUGUUUAUGCCUGAACCGUUACGACUCACGCCAAUGCCGAAGCCCUUGCCGCCGCCGCCGCCGCCCUUUAACGAGAAAGCUUUGCUUUCGUUUAGAGCGGAGCUGUGA